AUGACGAAUAGAGAUAAUGAUGAUGUUGAUUUAGGACUCUCUCUGGGUUCUACCAAUCACCGCGUUCGAACAACGUUGAACCAUAGUUCGGGUGCAGGUGUAAAUGCAAACUCAGAAGUGGACAUAGCAUUUGCUGCAGCUGAUCCCUUGUCUGAAUUAGUUUGGUCCCCACACAAAGGUUUGAGUCUGAAAUGUGCAGAUACCAGCCUAGCAGAUAAAAAUCCCUUUGUUACGUGGAAUUUGGGACCAAGCAAUAAGGUUUUUCCACCAUCUCAAAGCGUUAGAUCCAGGGGAACUGAAGAUGAAAAAGCUAUAGAUAAGGGAAACUCAACUAUAUUACUGGCAACAAUAGAUAUGGAUAAAGUUGGUGAUGGAACAACUGUGGCGAUAUCUUCUAGAAACAUUCCUGGCCCUUUGUGCAAUGCAAGCCAUGGACACCAUGAGGAUAAAAGUGGUGAUGAAGUCAGAGAAGGGGUCGGUAAUCAUAAUGAUGAGCAUCUUAGGGACAAUGGAGAGAAUUUGAGAAGUCCAGAGAAUGUCCAAAAUCCUGAGAUUUUUGAAAGCAGCAAGAACAUUGCAGGACAUGGUAUUUUAACAAAUGAAACCAGUGAUUAUAUGGCUAACAUGGAAAUAGCAUCCAGCAAACUGAAUGCUAAAGUUGAAGAUGUUGCUGGUAGCAGUCAAAUUUUCGGAUUCAGUGUUGCUAUGGCCUCUGAAUCUCAUGCUGUGAAGAAUUCUGACGGUCUUCUUUGCCCACUACCAAAUUUACAACCUCCAAAGGAACAAGAUAAUGAAGUAACAUCGGCUCCUGGAGAGGAGAAUAGAAUGAAGAUGCACCAUUCUACCAGUAUGCACCAUUUGGUGAAGUUGGAUUCUAGUGAUGAAAAUGACUUGUACCAUCUAGAUGCUAAACAGGCUCACAGUUCAAGUGACGAGAGACUUCCAAGGGACAAAUAUCUUCCACUAGAAAGUGCUCCAAAAAAUAGUAUGAUCUUUUUGAAUCAGAGCAAAAACAAAGAAAAGGCAUUAUCUGAUGGAGAUGAUAAUGGAAAAUUGUCAAAUUUUGAGGAAGACAGUCAGGAGAGUGUAGAAAGUUGUAAUAGUGCUGGGUUCUUUCCAAGAGGUAAAAGGCAAUGUAACUAUGAAAAGGAUUUUUCUGGCGGAAGAAAAAAAUUGAAAAACCAAAUUCAAGGAAGUUCUGGUUCAACCUCCAUGAUCAGGCAUGGUAACUCUUUCAUGAAUUGGAUUUCAAGCAUGGUAAAAUGUAUACCAAAUUCCAGUCAAGGACAGGCCCCAUCUCUGGUUCUUCAUCUUGCUCAUCCAAUUGAUAUGCACGACAAAAGUCACCCGGGAAUUUUAAUUUCCAAGAAAGAAAAUGAUUCUCCUAGCCAACCAAUUGGGUUCCAAACUAUGUUUCAGUCCUUAUAUUGUCCACGUGUAACAAGACCUGAUACGAGUGUCUCAAAAGAAAGUCAUUGCUUAGAAGAAUCUAAACAGCUUGUGGUGGCUGACGAUAUAUUCAUUGAGAAUCCUCCAAUAACAUGCCACAGAGACACUGGUACCUCUUGCAAGAAAAUCCUUGCAUCAAAUGCAGAAGUUAAUCCGUGUCAAUCAAGAAACUUGGUGGGCCAGUAUAGACAACCCUGGAAUUUUACUGCAGUUAACGCUUAUGGUCAGGAUGCUUGCAAGAGAAAUUCAGCAGGAAAUAAACCUUCAAGAAGCCCUGCAUGUAGUAGAGAAAAUGCUGGAAUGAGCUCUUCUGAUUCGCUACAUGAACUGCUAAAUAAAACUGCAAAUAGUACAAGUCCAAGUUUUCCCUUGGAAGGCAAGGGUAUUGGUAAUAUGUCUAACGAAAGCGGUUCAAUUCCUAGUUUGUGGAUUACCCGUUUUUCUACCAAAACUACUAGGUUAGAGAACUGCAAUCAGGCUACUGACGGAGACUUCAAGCGUUCCACUGUUUGCACCAGGGUCAGUCCUCUUACUAAGGUAAAUGCUGAUUUUCCCAAUGCCCAGAAAAGCCCUGAGGCCAGGGUUAACUCCCCUGAAGACCAGGUUGACUUUGGGGCGAAAGAGAUGCAAAGCUUUGCUACCAAUUCUGAGGCGUCCUUGGAAUUUAAGUCUAUCAGUAAAUUUGAUCCCAUUCUACCUUGCCAGUGUAAAAGCUCGGAGGUGAUGGCCCCUGUGUUUGCCCAUAGAUUGGAUGCACUCAGGCACAUUACACCCUCGAAUUUUAAAUGUUCUUCAACUUUCCCAUCAGUAACUUGUUUCAUUUGUGGUGGACGUGGCCAUGAUAUGCUUGACUGCCCAGAUGUAACAGAAACUGAGCUUGAUGAUCUCGUAAGAAGUGCCAGUUCAUUUUACAGGGUGGAAAAAUCUCCUCCUUUGUGCCUUAGAUGUUUUCAACUGGAUCAUUGGGCUGUUACAUGUCCAAUGAGAUCCACGAGUAGGCACCAUCAGUCAGAAAUGACUGCUUCUUUUGCCAAUCAUGAUACUGUGGGUUGCAAACAACUCAGUGCAGGUAAAGAAAAAUGUUCUAGGUCUCUGGGUGCUCAGGAAGCUCAUCCACCAGUUUUUAUUGAUCAGAGGGCUUGCAGGGACAGGAAUCCUAAUAUGCGUUCCUUUUCCAGUAACCUGUUGUGGAGUGUGAGGGAGUCUACAGGCAAAAGAACAAGUUCAAAUGAAGGUCAAAAUAAUAAUACUUCAAAUUCUGAGGAGAAUGAUUUGAAGGGAAUUCAUGAUUUACCGUUGUGCACCUCUGUCAGCAUGAAGAAUGCGGAUGCAUUGAUAGAGAUGUUUGAUGUUGUAAAGAAGCUUCGCAUCUCUCGUGUAGAUGUCCUCAGAUGGAUGAACUCCAAUGUCUCUUUGUCACAUUUAAAUGGUUUUUUCUUGCGUUUGCGACUUGGGAAGUGGGGAGCAAACGUCGGGGGUACUGGCUACUAUGUUGCUUGCAUAGCAGAAUCAACAGGAGCACAAAGAGAAAAAUUAGAUAAAAAUUCCAAGAAUUCUGUCUUUGUAGACAUUUUGGGGAUUCAAUCCUUUGUUGGAAGUCAGUAUGUCUCAAACCAUGAAUUUUUGGAGGAAGAAAUUAGAGCUUGGUGGUGCAGAAUUGUGGAAAGUGGUGGAAAGAUUCCAUCCUUAGACGAGUUGAAAGCAAAAUUUGAAGAGAGAAUGAAUUUAGUGGGACAAAAUGUGAGCCAAAAAUUGAAGUCAAAAGAAAUCAUGCUUUUGCCUAGCAAGUCAAGUUCACAAAACCAUUUCUCCAUCGUCCUCGCCUUAGCUCCACCAAUAUGGUCCAAAGUCCAGUUGAAUCCACCACCAGCGUCCCAGUUACUACCCCUGUUUCAAAGAUUUACGUAA
This is a messenger RNA of Fraxinus pennsylvanica, 3357 nucleotides long. Lineage: Eukaryota; Viridiplantae; Streptophyta; Magnoliopsida; Lamiales; Oleaceae. The record is from the annotation of a GenBank genome assembly.